AUGAAUUCAGCUCGCAGCUGCUGGCGAUUCAAAACAGAAUUAUGUCACUCGUUCGUGAACAGCCAGGAGUGGACGCUGUCGCGCGCCGUGCCCGACCUGCGCCUGGGCAUCGUGGGGUCGCUGGCCUCGGGCAAGUCGGCGCUGGUGCACCGCUACCUCACGGGCUCCUACAUGCAGGAGGAGUCACCCGAAGGCGGCCGCUUCAAGAAGGAGAUCCUCGUCGACGGCCAGAGCUACCUGCUGCUCAUCCGCGAUGAGGGCGGCCCGCCGGAGCUGCAGUCUUACUGCUACAGGUUAUGA
Messenger RNA from Gryllus bimaculatus (two-spotted cricket), 300 nucleotides. NCBI's taxonomy places the organism in Eukaryota, Metazoa, Arthropoda, Insecta, Orthoptera, Gryllidae. The record is from the annotation of a GenBank genome assembly.